This is a messenger RNA of Colletotrichum orchidophilum, 2052 nucleotides long. Its product is annotated as vegetative cell wall protein gp1. The coding region runs from base 1 to 2052 and encodes 683 amino acids. Lineage: Eukaryota; Fungi; Ascomycota; Sordariomycetes; Glomerellales; Glomerellaceae. Gene Ontology annotation, biological process: lipid metabolic process. The record is from RefSeq and is a predicted model, not a curated record. The transcript is spliced from 2 exons.
AUGGGCUGGUUCGACCGCAAAAAGGUCAUCAAGGCCGCCCCCGAGCUGUUCAAACCGGUGCCGGUGAACCAACACCCCUCGCAAUAUCACCACACACCAUCGAAUCCGCCGGCUCAACAAUCCUCGAGACAUGCAGCUUCAAUGACGCAGGCACCGCCGUACUGGCAGCCUCAGCCGCACCACCAAGCGCAAUACCAGCAUCCCCCGCCUCCGUACCACCCAUACCCAAACCAGCAUCACCAACAACAGCAAACCCAGCCUCAUCACCCGCAGGACUGGUCACAGCAAAAUCCCCAGCGCGGUGGCCAUUUCCCCCAGCAGCAGCAGCAGCAUCAGCAGCCCAUCGUCGUGAAUCAGCACUAUUACCUGCACCCGCCGCCGUCCCACCUCGCCCUCCCCGCACCGUCGGGAACCGGACCGCCGCCGACGACGGCGACGGUGACGGCGACGGCCUGUCCCCUCGGCCUGGAUAAGUUCACUGGCUCCAUGGUGACCAUCGCCAAGGACUUCACCUCGCCCACCUUCCUCGAGGAGCCAAAUUUCCACCCGCACGCCACACAGCUCAUCAACUCCACCGCCGCGUACGUCGACCAGAUUGCGGGGUGCUUCAACGACGUCAUGACACUGAUUGAUCGGGACCGGAUGGUGGGAAACGAGAAGGCCUUGUUUACGUACCAGAAUGGUAGUGGGAGCGGCGCAAUGCAGCAGAACCCGUCAUCGUCUUCGUCGAGAGAUGGAAAGAGGGGUGGCGGCGGCGGCGGUGGUGGAAGAAGCGAGAAGAGCGGGCCGAGGAAGACGAGCAAGGAGGCUCCUUCUGCCGGAUCCAAGGGCCAGUCUGCGGCCGUCGCAACGUGUGUGGUAUCGGGAGGCUACUUUGCAAAGGUUGAGUUGUAUGCCAACUCCAAGUUGCCGAUGAACCUCCCGCAUCUGAGACUAUACAUACCCACCUGGCCACUCCUCUGCAUGGCCGCCCAGUACGCAGAACGCGUAUACGACCACCCAAAAGGCGCCGAGCGCGACGCCCACGUCUCGGCGGACUGGAAGACGGGCACGAAAGCCAUGGUCAUCAAGUCGGUGCCCAUGGACCACAUGAACACAAUCGUCUUCGCCAUCCGCGGCUCCGCCACCUUCAUGGACUGGGCCGUCAACCUCAACACGGCCCCCGCCUCCCCCGACGGCUUCCUCGACGACGCGGGCAACUCGUGCCACGCGGGAUUCCUGGCCGUCGCGCGCAAAAUGGUGAAACCCGUCGCCGCGCGGCUGCGGCAGCUGCUCGAGGAGGACCCGGGUCGGGCGGCGUACAGCCUGCUGAUUACGGGACACUCGGCGGGCGGGGCGGUGGCGAGCUUGUUGUACGCGCACAUGGUGGCUACGUCGGCGCGGGCGGGGAGCGAGCUGAAUGCGUUGAUGGGGUGCUUUAAGCGGGUGCACUGCGUCACGUUUGGGACGCCACCGGUGAGCUUGUUGCCGUUGAGGCGGCCCGAGAGGCCGGAGCUGAGGAAGAGUUUGUUCUUGACGUUUGUGAAUGAGGGGGAUCCUAUCGCGAGGGCGGAUAAGGCGUAUGUGAAGAGUCUUUUGGAGUUGUAUGCCACUCCGGCGCCGGCUCCGGCGGCCGGGACGGGAGCGGUGGGUUCUGGAGGAGGUGGUGGUGGUUCCGGAGGUGAGAAGAAGGGAAGCGGCGGCGCGAGGAGGUUGGUGGCCAAGGCGAGCAAGAUGUCACUGGUACACCACGCGCCGGGCAAGGAGUCGGACAGGGAGAAGGAGAGAAGGAGGGCGGGGAGCGGCAGCAACAAGCCAGUGUGGCCUCUUCCACCCGGCACGCUCAGUUCGCCGGGCAGGAUCGUGGUGCUGCGGAGCGGGGACCCGAAGGCGAGGCUACGGGACCGGAAGACGGUGGCGGAGAGGUUGGAUGAGGGGGUCGUUGCGCAGACUGUGUCUGACGAGGAGCUGAGGGGGGUGAUUUGGGGUGAUCCGGUGUGUCACGUCAUGAAGUUGUAUUCGGGGCGGAUCGAGACGUUGGCUGUUGGGGCCGUUACAGGGAGGCAGAAGUAG